AUGGGUUCGGAGAGCCCAAAAACGGUUGCCAAUGAAGAAACGUUUGAUGAAAACAGUUUGGCCGAAGCCAAUUCCAAGGAACAGUACAAAGAAAUGAAAAGAAAAUUGAGGCUUUUAGUCUAUGAAAAUGAAAUCUUUCAACAGACCCUGAAGACCACCCAACGGAAACUCCUGAAGGCGUCACGAGAUAAAAAUAUUCUACUGGAUAGACUGAUAAUGUAUGAAAUGGUAGAUCUCAGUAGUAGCGAUGAUGAACUGACCGAGUCAUCGGAUGAAGGCGAUUCUACCAAACCAGAACCUACUAAGAAGCGAAAAGACCCACCGGCAAACAACAACUCUUCAAGUGGAACUAGUAAACAGUCUAUCAGUCCUCAAAGGACUAAUCCAAAUCCAGCCAAAAAACGAAAACCUUCUACUCCAAAAGCUUCUAAGUCUGCACCACUGCCACUUCAAUCAAAUGAAUCUCAUUCUAACAAUACAUCGUCAACGGCUGAAAGCAGUAAAACAGUGGUCGAACCAAAGUCAGGAAACAGUUUAUGUCAACACAGUUUAGCAACAGACAUGUUUAAUGACACUUUUUCAGCGAAAAGUGAAUCAAACAGCACUUUCACAAUAAUAUGA
Messenger RNA from Macrosiphum euphorbiae (potato aphid), 621 nucleotides. The record is from the annotation of a GenBank genome assembly. NCBI's taxonomy places the organism in Eukaryota, Metazoa, Arthropoda, Insecta, Hemiptera, Aphididae.